Penicillium hordei is the source of this 1788-nucleotide messenger RNA. RefSeq lists its product as uncharacterized. The transcript is spliced from 2 exons. The record is from RefSeq and is a predicted model, not a curated record. Gene Ontology annotation, molecular function: DNA end binding. Gene Ontology annotation, biological process: double-strand break repair via nonhomologous end joining. NCBI's taxonomy places the organism in Eukaryota, Fungi, Ascomycota, Eurotiomycetes, Eurotiales, Aspergillaceae. Gene Ontology annotation, cellular component: DNA ligase IV complex; nucleus. Bases 1 to 1788 code for a protein of 595 amino acids.
AUGCCUUCAAGAUGGCAGCGCCUUCACUUGUCUCAACGGGGGUUGCCUCCUUUGCUCUUCCAAUAUACCUGGACCCGACAAGGCUAUGAGAUCCACAUAACAGACCUCACCUAUAUCUGGUCAGAGCGGCUGCCCCAUAAAGCUAUCACCAAGAGAGCAGAGGAAGAUGCUACAACGAUCGAUCCUGGAGAAAACAUAGAACAGCUCAAUGUGCUCCUGGAGAAAAUUGGAGAAGGUUUACGAAAGGGCAAUGAAAGCGCAAUCCUAAGCAGUGGAACACAAACCGACUCGCUUGAAAUCACGACAACAACCAAGCUUCCCUCCCCGUUGAAGCCUCUUAAGUGGUCUUUGAGGUUAUCAAAGGAGCCCCUGUCGUCCUUGACCACUAAUCUAUUACUUCCGCUUCUGAGAGAGGAAGCGGAGUGGGAGUCCCGCCAACAUUUGCUCUUGAAUCAAAUCAAGCAGAAGGACUACGUACUUAGCAAGUUGUUUGACAAAAUGGAAACACUUGGCGUUGACCUAGGGUCUGUGUUUCCUAGUGCCGCAGGAUCGCGCGCGUCUCGCAAGGCUAUUACGCGGUCCGAGGCUGCUAAAUUUGUUAAGGGUAUUGCGCCGUUUGAGGAACAGACCUGGCUUGUUGAGACAGGAGUUUCACAUGGGGCGGGAUUAGCCACCAAUUUACUGCAGGAAAUAUCGGAAUCCGGCCUUUCUCAUAAUUUGGAUACCUUCACCCUGUCACAAGCUGAAUGGUGGCAUCAACUUGAGGGGCGCUCUGAAACUAGCCCCAGAGAAUCCCCUCCCAUUGAGGAGGAAAUUCCCAAGGACAAAGAUAGAGAAGAGCCAGUUGAAACCAAGCACAUCGACAAAGGAGGGGACUCAACGGCAAGCAGUGAUGUCGAUGAGUUUCAGCGACAAGAAACCCCUCCCAGAUUAAAAUCUCAACACGAGAAAGGCAAAACAUCACCACCCAAGCAAAAGCCCAGAAAGGAAAGUCCUAUUCCACCAGUAUUGCCUUCAGAGGAAGACGAAGCCACAGCAUCAGGCUCCGACUCCGAGCCUGAACCAGCACCGCAUCAAAAACGCAUUCCCAGCGUCUUAAGGUCACCAGAGGCCGCACCGCAGCCGAAAGCUCCAGAGGCGCAAGUACCAAAGGGUGGAUUGGGUAAAAUUGGCGGCAAGAAUAAGAAAGAAGCAGAGCGCCGGCCCUCGCCAUCUCCCUCUCCAGCCCCUUCUCCGGCGCUAGUUCGAGAGGCACCGAAAAGGCUAAAGGGCGGAUUGGGCAUGAUAGGCGGCAAGAAAAAGCAAGCAAAAGAACCCUCGCCUUCGCAAGCCCCUUCCCCUCCAGAAAAAACCCACGAGUCUCCAGAACCUCAAGAACCUUCAAAGUCACUAGAAGAGAAAGAAAGGAUUGACAAAGAUCAUCAUCAUCCCACAUCAUCGACACAGCAACCAGCAGCUAAGGCUAAACGUACCGGGAAACUUGGCACGAUAGGCGGCAAAGCCAAAGCCAAAGUCUCCGAACCAGCUCGAGACAAGUCUCCGCUGCCUACAUCUGACACGGUGGUCAGGUCAUUCGAGAAAACUACAAUUGCUAAACCGAAGGCUGACAGACAAGCUCCUAAAAAAGAGGAAUCUCCAUUGCCCACACCAGCAACGGAGAAGGUUUCUUCCGCUCCACCUGAAGAGCCAGAGACCGAAGACCAGCGGGCUGACCGGAAGCGCGAGGAACUGAAGAGGUCGCUCGAGGCUAAGGGCAAAGCUCCUGCAAAGAAGAAGCGGAGGUUCUAG